Messenger RNA from Epinephelus fuscoguttatus (brown-marbled grouper), 1182 nucleotides. RefSeq names its product CTF8, chromosome transmission fidelity factor 8 homolog (S. cerevisiae) (gene chtf8). Gene Ontology annotation, biological process: mitotic sister chromatid cohesion. Bases 30 to 506 code for a protein of 158 amino acids. The transcript has 4 exons. Gene Ontology annotation, cellular component: Ctf18 RFC-like complex. Lineage: Eukaryota; Metazoa; Chordata; Actinopteri; Perciformes; Serranidae. The record is from RefSeq and is a predicted model, not a curated record.
ACACUGACAAGACGCACAGCUGGCGGGAAAUGCCACCGGAGUAUGAACACAGACUGAACGGACGGACACCAUUAUCUGACAGCACAAUGGUUCAAAUAGUUGUAAGAGGCAGUGUGGACGGCAGCAGUCCUCCAGAAUGGCUGCUGGUGGAGCUGCAGGGAGAGAUGGUUUCCAGACACAACUCUGGUCUGGCAGGAAAUGUGAUGGGAGACCUGCUCUACACCAAAGAGGGGGUGCCAGUGCUUAUUGUAGGACAUCAUAUCCUGUAUGGGAAGCAGGUCAAACUGGAGAAACCCUUCGCUGUCCUCACCAAGCAUUCCAGCCAUCUGCGGGAUAGCCUGGCCAGCCAUGACAACGACAAUAACAGCGAUGAUGUCACGCAGGUACCUAUGGAAACAAACCAGCAAGGACCCACCUCUUACUCUGUGUCUGCGCUCAUCAAACGGAAGCUGAUCUUUAAGACUCGCCCCAAACCCAUCAUCACUAAUGUACCUAAGAAGGUGUAACGUGACGGUGUUUCUUCACUGGGUCAGAGGUGUGUGUGUGACUGAGCCAUGUGAUCUGUGUCGGACUGUUGAUACUACACCUCCUAUUGAUCAAUACUGCAAACGGUUAAACCGAACUGAUUUCAACAAGAGACUUAAAUGAGGCUCCUUGCAAGUGUGAAUGAAUGUUACUGUAUUGAUUUCCUGAGAGUCAUAGAAAACAUUUGAAGCCCCAUGUGGCUUGUCGGAAUGCCAUUUCAAAUGGUUUUGUACACUGACGAGAAUCACACCAUGGAUUGAAUACUAAAUAAUUUUCUGUAAAAGAACAACAAAAUAAAUAAAUUAAUUAAUUAAAGAAUAUUGGAAAUCAGCAGCUUCAAUCCAUAUGUAUCCACAGAAGGGACACACAGAAAACAUUUCAUUAUCAUUGUGACGAAAAUAAGUUCAGUCAUUUGAUUCAAGCGCCAGCGGUGCGUUUCUAUUUUCUGUCUGUGGUGGCUCCAUCUUGGUUUUGAUAAACUUCCUGCCAAAUGCCACUGACUGAGGCCACUGCUCACCUCACCAGGAAAAAAAAAAAACCUCAGCGCCAUCUAGUGGACCGAAAAGGCAAUUGAUUUUAUUAUUCUAGUACCAAAAGUUGUAUUAAAAUGUGUGUUUGCAAAUAUGAAUUAUGUAAAUAAUAAAAGAUCGAUGCUUG